Messenger RNA from Rotaria sordida, 607 nucleotides. The record is from the annotation of a GenBank genome assembly. Lineage: Eukaryota; Metazoa; Rotifera; Eurotatoria; Philodinida; Philodinidae.
UCAUCAAUUUACAUGUGCUAAUGGCCGAUGUAUACCAGCAUCAUAUGUAUGUAAUUUACAUAAUGAUUGUGGUGAUAAUAGUGAUGAAAAUGCAUAUUUUUGUCGUAAACAUACAUGGAAAAUUGUUAUUAUUGCGUUAGUUAGUUUAUUAUUAAUUGGUAUGCUUACUUUUGGUUUAAUUCAAUUGAAACGUAAAGGAAAAUUACAAUCGAUUCCAACUCCACAAUUACCACGAAAUAUUCAAACAAUAAUGAAUAAUAUGCGUAAUUUUAUUACACGUUCAACAGAUAAUAUAAAUCCAGUUCAAGUUCAAGAUGCUCGAUCUACUACAGCAACAGGCCAGACAACAACUGAAUCAUCAGCAGUAUUUCCUAAUCCAAUGUAUGGUGCAGCAACAACAGCAUCUAAUCAACCAGCUCGAUUGGUGACAUCAUCUGACGAAUCGGCUAAAUUAUAUAUGGAAGUUCCACCGCCUCUAUCAAAACCAAGUCGAAAAGCUACUCUUGCAUCUCCUCUUCGUCAACAAGUACAUUUUUAUCCUCAAAGCAAAGAAACUGAUCAUGAUAAGGCUAAUUUGGUUGUACGAAGUGGUAGCAACGAUGCAUAA